Molecule: messenger RNA, 1103 nt
Organism: Juglans microcarpa x Juglans regia
Lineage: Eukaryota; Viridiplantae; Streptophyta; Magnoliopsida; Fagales; Juglandaceae
Product: protein FAR-RED IMPAIRED RESPONSE 1-like
Exons: 4
Coding region: 1-876 (291 amino acids)
Biological process (GO): cytoplasmic translational elongation
Cellular component (GO): cytosolic large ribosomal subunit
Molecular function (GO): structural constituent of ribosome
Source: RefSeq, a predicted model, not a curated record
AUGAACAAGAAUUUUUAUUCUCUUGUCGUUGAUGCGGGGGGUUUUGAGAAUCUUCAGUUUCAAGAGAAAGAUUGUCGGAAUUUCAUUGACAAGGCUCGACAUUUAAGGUUGGGUAAAGGUGGUGGCGAAGCACUUAAUCAGUAUUUCCAAAGAAUGAGAGAUCGGAAUGAUGGGUUCGUUUCUAACAUGGACUUGGAUGAUGAGGGAAGGUUACGAAAUGUAUUUUGGGCUGAUGCUCGGAGUCGAGCGGCGUAUGAGUAUUUCGGAGACGUAGUAACAUUUGAUACAACGUACCUAACAAAUAGGUACGGGAUGCCUUUUGCGCCAUUCGUUGGUGUUAAUCAUCAUGGUCAGUCCAUAUUAUUAGGAGCGGGAUUGCUUUCAAACGAGGACACUGAAACUUUUGUGUGGUUGUUCCGAAUGUGGUUGGAUUGUAUGAAUGGUCGGGCGCCCAAAGCCAUGAUAACCGACCAAGAUCGGGCAAUGAAGAGUGCUAUUGCCAUUGUAUUCCCUGAAACUCGUCACAGAUAUUGUUUAUGGCAUAUAAUGCGCAAACUUCCAGAGAAGUUAGGAUCUCAUGCGCAAUUCAAUGGUGGUUUUUCCAUUGCUUCAUUGUCAAAAGUUCUUGUCAUUAACUUCAAUGGGACAAUGGUUGGAGCCGAAGCUGAUGAUGAUAAGAUAGUGCUUCUUCUGUCACUGGUCAAGGGCAAAGACAUUACAGAACUUAUUGCUACUGGGCGGGAGAAGUUGGCCAUUAUCCACCGUGCAGAUGGUGGUGCUGUUGCUCAUGCUGCUGCGGAGCCAAAGAAAGAGCUGGAAAAGGUGGAGGAGAAAGAGGAAUCUGAUGAAGAAAUGUGCUUCAGUCUCUUUGAUUAAGAAGUACUUGGUUCAUUUGUCAGUCUAUGAAUAUCCAAGCUCCAAUACACGGCGCCGGCGUGAGAAUGAAUUGUAGUAGUUUAUAGCUUAUAAUUUUGUAGUUUAUAGCUUAGUUUUAGGCAGAAAAAAGGCUGGAUCAGUACUUACCACCCUAAUGUCAUAUUUGAAUUUGUUCUAUUAUUUUAUCCGAGGAUUUGAUUUAUUAUAUAUCUUACUUAUAUCUUGCC